AGCUUCCUGCGUUCCAUUCCGCUUCUGCGUACAAGCAUUUUUGUGUUUGGAAGCCUUGUGUACUUGUCGAAAUGGCCGAGGGUGAUAUCGAGGAAUUCAUUGAACAAAACAGGCAUUUGUCCGAGCUUGUAGACACAUAUCGUGGUAUCUCAGAAAGUGAAAAACAUUGGAAGGCCAGGAGGGCAUUCCUAUUCAGAAAUAUAAACGACUUUGAAGACCCACACAUUGAUAAGCUGCUUGCUUUGUCCAUGGUAUGGGCCAACAACGUGUUUCUUGGCUGUCGAUACAGUCCAGACCUCUUGGAGAAAGUGAAUGAAAUGGCUGAAGGAAUUGUUGUGGAGGAUGCCCCUGUUUUCAAAACCAGAGAUGAGAUCAUGAAAAAUCAGAAACGAUGAUUGGAUGACCUGCUCCGUUAUGGAUGGAUUACCUUACUUUACUCAGAUGCAUAUGGUUUUAAAAUGUUAUUUUAAUAACAUGCAAGCUUCUUAAUGUUUUUUUUUUUAUCGUGUAUUACAACAAAUGUAACACAAGCUAAACAUUUUAUACAUAAAAAUAAUUUUAGCUGA
Molecule: messenger RNA, 566 nt
Organism: Salmo salar (Atlantic salmon)
Lineage: Eukaryota; Metazoa; Chordata; Actinopteri; Salmoniformes; Salmonidae
Source: RefSeq, a predicted model, not a curated record